Messenger RNA from Drosophila serrata, 1134 nucleotides. RefSeq lists its product as uncharacterized. The record is from RefSeq and is a predicted model, not a curated record. NCBI's taxonomy places the organism in Eukaryota, Metazoa, Arthropoda, Insecta, Diptera, Drosophilidae.
AUGCAGCCGUGGGUCAUUCUAGUCCUGCUUCUGCCACUUGCCACUGGCGAUGUCAGUCACCUUCACACCGAGUCCGAGGCUGACUCCCAGGACAUUCAGAAGGAUCCUUCAUCGUCGGGCUUCUAUCCAUCUGUGGGACCUGGCUUGGCCCUGCCACCGGGUUAUGCCAUUCCCACGGGAGGCAAUGUACCGCCGCCACCUGCCCAACCGCCCAACUUUCCGCUGCCCAUCUAUCCGCCCUUCUUUGGCUUUGGCGGAGGUCCUGGCGAGCAGGGACCAGGCAUAGGUCCUGUGCCCUCAGCCUAUCCCAAUGGUGGGGGAGCCUUUCCGGGUGCGGGUCCUCCCAGCGCAGCUAUACAGCAACCUCCUGGUCCACCUGGUGCUUUUCCUAGCGGAGGAGGAGCAGGUUUCCCACCUCAGGGAGCAGGAUUCCCUCCUCAGGGAGCUGGCUUCCCACAGCAGGGAGCUGGUUUCCCGCAACAAGGACCUAGUUUCCCUCCUCAAGGAACAGGAUUUCCUCCCCAGGGAGCUGGUUUCCCCCCUCAGGGAGCAGGUUUCCCACCUCAGGGAGCAGGAUUUCCUCCCCAGGGAGCAGGAUUCCCUCCUCAGGGACCAGGAUUCCCUCCCCAGGGAGCAGGAUUCCCUCCACAGGGAGCAGGAUUUCCUCCCCAGGGAGCUGGUUUCCCUCCACAAGGUGCCUUCCCUCCCCAAAAUGGACCUUUUCCACCUCAGGGAGGACCCUUCCCCCCACAUGGAGGACCCGUAGAUGCAUUCCCAGGAGCUAAUUUCCCAGGUGGUCAAUUCCCAGACUUCCUAACCAACCAAGGACUACCCCUGGCCAACUCCCAGGGUCCGUUCCAGGGACCCAACCCAGCGGGUUUCAAUGUGCCCGUGGGCUUUGGUGGACCCCUGCCUGGCCAGAAUCCGUAUCAGCAAUUUGGACCUGGAUUCGGAGGACCAGCGCCACCUGGUUACUCCGAUGAACCAGAGCCACAGCCGGAACAGGAGCAGGUGCGUGACCAGGAGAAGGUUGAGCCACCUCCAGUGCCCGAGGCUGUGGCUGAGGAUGCCAAGAGCGGAGCGGAUACCGUGUACGCAUCAAAUGGUGGCUAUGUCUAUCAGAGGGCCAAGUGA